Anthonomus grandis grandis is the source of this 1651-nucleotide messenger RNA. RefSeq names its product F-box only protein 25. The transcript has 4 exons. Gene Ontology annotation, biological process: protein ubiquitination. Gene Ontology annotation, molecular function: protein binding. The record is from RefSeq and is a predicted model, not a curated record. Lineage: Eukaryota; Metazoa; Arthropoda; Insecta; Coleoptera; Curculionidae. Gene Ontology annotation, cellular component: nucleus; cytoplasm; SCF ubiquitin ligase complex. The coding region runs from base 3 to 1205 and encodes 400 amino acids.
AUAUGCACCGCAGGCCAAACUCAAAACCUGCUGUUGUUUACGUUACAGCAGGAAUAUCAGCUGUUUUGUGUUGGUGCUGGCGAGAGAAUCAAACAGGAAACGCGGAUUAUACGCAGAAUUUUAAAAUGCCGUUUUACUCAAAAGACUGGAGGAGUCCGGGCGAGGAAUGGGUGAAAACGGACGAAGGAUGGGAGAAGAAGAAAGUCCUGGAGCACUACAAGCAAAUCAAGUCCAAAGCCAACGAGGAGGACAAAGAAAACAUUGACACUGUCCAGGCAUCGUCCAGCCACCAACCCUACUGCCAAGUCACAUUUAAAAGUACAAAGGAGAUCGCCGGAUUCAACGAACUAGACGAAGCAGUGAAACGUCUUGAUUUCCGAAGCGCGGUCCGAGACGUGAGGCGUUUCAAUUACGUCUGCGCCCUCCUGGAUCACCUCAUUGGUCAGCAGAUGACCGGAAUGUCCGGUUGUGCGCAGAAAGCCCUACUUGCCAUGCUCGAGGAGGUCGCUCGUUAUGCGACCACCAGCCAGCACAACCCCAGAGGGUUCAGACGGUUGCUGAAUAAGCUGAGGGCGCUCAGCGCCGCCGAGAGGUCCGCUUGUUGGGGAGGUAAACGUGUCUAUGGACUCUUAAACUGUCAAUUGAUAAGAGCGUUUUUAGCUCCCCUGGGGUCCCAGCUGCUGUGGCAUCAAAACACCUUGAAAAUCAACCGGAUACUCAACAUGGGGUCAGAGUUCCAGAUCGAGGAGCCGCAUCCGGAUAGUUACCCGAAACUACUGGGUCUACCAGAGGAGUGUCUGCGCGAGAUCAUCCUGCGUCUGUCCGAUCACAGGGACUUGACGGCUGGUGCGCAGAGCUGUGAGCAGAUCGGCGCAAUCGUAAACGAGCAGCGAGUCUGGAGAGAGCUGACCAAGUUCCAUUUCGACCAGAGGCAGAUCGAGUUGGCGAUGUCCAAGGAGGGCGAGACUGAUUGGAAGACUGUAUUUAAUUUAUUGAAAAAGACCUAUGGACUGAAUGAGGAGAGACAGUACGCGGAAAUGUUGUCGCUGUGCAAGUACUGCCGCUGUCUGUUCUGGAAAUCUUUGGGGCAUCCGUGCAUUGCCGAUCAGUGUCCGGAUUUUAAGGCGAGACUAUUAGAGGCCGGUGGGGCCACUCCGCCCGCCCCAGUACCGCCCUCUGCGUUUUUGAAACUUUUCUCCUUGUAGGUUAUUAUAGAAUAAAAGAGGAUUCGAACUGUGGAUAUUAAGGAAUCUUUCUGUCCCCUUUGGAAGAGUAUCAGGGGACAGGAGAAUUUCGCGUGGAGUGCUAGAAUAAGUAAGAAGUAUAUGUCGUCCGGGCAACUUAGUUGUUAGUGUACAAAUAUGGCCGAUAGUGUUUUGUUUCGGUUUAGGGUUUGCAGGUCAUUUACUCAUUGACGUUUAAUUUGACUAAAAAACUCAUUAUCAAAGAACCUCUAUGUUUCUAUUAAAAUUUAUACACAAAAUACUAAAUUAUAUUUAUAAGAUUUUACAGACUAUAUUAAUAUAUUUUGUUGUGCUUGUAUUGCAUUGUGAUAUAAUUAAUUUUUACAUAAUAUUAACAAUGGCGCAUACAUUAUUUGUGUUUACUCACACACAUUAUAUUCAUGUGAAAUAAACUAUUUUCAAUUACC